AGAGUAGCAUGCCCACUCAUAAAACCCAUUCGUUUAAUGCCCUAUAAAACGACGUCGGAUGACCGUUUCCUUUCGUGUUGGCGAAGACAGUGUGAGACAGGGAUCUUCAAGCACUAAAAAGCAAAGCCCAAGCCAAGUUCAUCCUUGCUCAAAUUCUUGCCCUUGAUUUCUCUCUGUAUCUUCACUGGCCAUGACGAAGCAGAACGCCAGGUGGUCUCCAUACGACAACAAUGGAGGUACUUGUGUUGCGAUUGCCGGAGCCGAUUACUGUGUUAUCGCAGCCGAUACUCGAAUGUCGACUGGUUACAACAUCCUCACUCGCGAUUACUCCAAAAUCUGUAAACUGGCAGACAAAUGUGUGAUGGCCUCCUCUGGUUUUCAAGCUGAUGUGAAAGCCUUACAAAAGCAAUUGGCAGCAAGGCAUUUGAUUUAUCAGCACCAACACAACAAACAAGUGAGCUGCCCUGCAAUGGCUCAACUACUCUCCAAUACCCUUUACUACAAACGCUUCUUUCCUUAUUAUUCGUUUAAUGUUUUGGGUGGCCUUGACAAUGAAGGUAAGGGUUGUGUCUACACAUAUGAUGCUGUUGGUUCCUAUGAGAGGGUUGGAUAUAGCUCCCAAGGUUCUGGUGCCACACUAAUCAUGCCAUUUCUGGAUAACCAACUAAAAUCUCCCAGUCCUCUUUUAUUGCCUGCCCAGGAUGCUGUUACUCCACUUUCAGAAUCUGAAGCAGUUGAUUUGGUCAAAACUUGUUUUGCAUCAGCAACUGAGAGAGAUAUAUACACUGGAGACAAGCUGGAAAUUGUUGUCCUUAAUCAAGAAGGUCUUCACCGUGAAUACAUGGAACUGAGGAAGGAUUAGUCUCUAUUCAGAAUUACAGCACCAGUUUAACUGUAGUGGAAUGCUGGAACAUGAUAUUAUGUUUAAAACGUUUUUUAUAUUCCCUGUCAUCGUGGUUUUUCCUUUUAAUGAAUCCAGUUUGCAGGAUGUAUUUCCAUUGUAGUGGAUUUACAUUGAUGUCUGGAAGAGACACGGGUAUGUAUCUACGGUUUAUGAUUGCCAUUAAUGAUUAUAUUGCUCUUUGGUUUCAAA
Molecule: messenger RNA, 1093 nt
Organism: Mangifera indica (mango)
Lineage: Eukaryota; Viridiplantae; Streptophyta; Magnoliopsida; Sapindales; Anacardiaceae
Product: proteasome subunit beta type-1-like
Exons: 7
Coding region: 191-862 (223 amino acids)
Cellular component (GO): proteasome core complex
Source: RefSeq, a predicted model, not a curated record